AUGCGGGUCGUUAUAUUUGUUCUUUUGUUCGUCCUACCUCCAUUUAUUGAAUGUGUUGGCCUGGCUAGAGGGCUUUACUGCGGGCUGGAGACUUGUUAUGACGGUAUGUUGGAUAAUUGGGGUUUUAAACAUUACUGUAUUUUUUUUUAGUUCUGGGAAUUGAAAGAGAGAAAUUCGACAAACCCUCGUUGUCGAAGAUCUACAGGAAUCUCGCCAGGAAAUAUCACCCGGAUAGGAUAAGAGGAGACGUAAGUAUUAUCAACAUUUGUUUUCUAAAAAAUACAUUGUUUUUAAGCAGAAAGUUUCAGGCUGCUGAAAAGGAAUUGGCUAUUGAAAAGUUCAGACAAAUCGCUACAGCUUAUGAAACUUUAAAAGAUGAGGAAACUAAGCAAUACUAUGAUUACUAUCUCGACCACCCGGAAGAGAGAUAUUACAAUUACUAUCAGUACUACCGUAUGAAGACUCCGAAGGUUGAUGUUAGGUUGGUGAUUGCGGGAACUGUUCUACUCAUCUCUUUCAUUCAGGUAUAUAAUAAUCCUAAUAACCAUGUAUGUCUCUUAUUUUUAGUACACAAGUGCCAGGCAGAAAUAUUCCGAAGCUCUCUCCUAUGCCAAAGAACAAGUAAAGUUCAGGAAUAUGGCGUUAGACGUGGCCAAAGAGCGAAAAUUGUUAGAGUUCGAUAAAUCGGGCAAGAUUAAGAAGAAGCAACCCAACGGAGCGGAUCCAGAUAAGAUCCUGGGGUCUAUCAUCGAAGAAAACAUAAGCAUAAGUGGCGGAUAUAAGAAGGCCACUGUGAAAAACACAUUACUCUUUUAUAUCCUUAUGCUGCCUUAUACAACUAUCGUUUAUGGAGUCUGGUGGUCGAAAUGGGUCACGAAAUAUUGGAUAAACAAGGAAGAAUACGACGAAGAAGCAAAAUUAUACCUGAUCAGAAAGAAUUUGGGAAUAACCGUGGAUCAUUUUAAUGUAGGCUUAUAUUAAGACCAUGAUAUUAUAACAUAUAGGGAUUGGAAGACCACCUUAUACAAGACUAUCUGGAUAAAGAAAUCUGGAAAAAAGAAGAAUUCCAAAAGUGGAAAGCAAUAAAAGAAGAGGAGGAAAAGGAAGAAAUGGCCAAAUCGGCACGUUAUCGACAAUACAGGAGGUACAUGAAGAAACAAGCGGGGCAAACCAUAUCUUUUCUUGAUGAAUAA
This is a messenger RNA of Bursaphelenchus xylophilus (pine wood nematode), 1193 nucleotides long. The record is from the annotation of a GenBank genome assembly. NCBI's taxonomy places the organism in Eukaryota, Metazoa, Nematoda, Chromadorea, Rhabditida, Aphelenchoididae.